CUCUCAACCCAACACACUCUUUACCCUCACUCUUUAACUUAAUAUACCAACAUCCUUACCCACAGUCUUUACCCACAGUCUUUACCAUCCUUUGACAGGAACAAUCACAAUGUUCACUCAUUUCAAACCCAUCACCCUGGCGGUCUCCCUCCUCACAGCCCUAACAACAGCCUACUGCAUCCCCAUCAACUCCGGCAGCACCAUCCACACCAAAACUUUCCCCUCCCCCAGCAGCACCGUCUACCCCAGCACCGUCCCCACCACCAGCGGCACUGUCCGCCCCAGCUCUGUCCCCACCACCAGUAGCUCUGUCCCCUACGGCGUCAUGAUCCAGCAGUGCACCCAGCCGGGCGUCAUCGCCCUCACCUUCGACGACGGGCCCUUCACCUACACGCCCGCGCUGCUCGACAUGCUCGCCGAGUUCGGCGCCCACGCUACCUUCUUCGUUAACGGAGAGGGUACGAACUUUAAGUAUGCGGACUACGCGGCGGUCAUGGCGCGCAUCGUGGAUGAGGGACAUCAGAUUGGUUCUCAUACCUUCUCCCACGCCCACCUCACCUGGAUCUCCCCCGACGCCGUAACCGAAGAAAUGACUACCCUCGAGUCCACCUUCCAGACCAACAUCGGCCGCAUCCCAACCUACAUGCGCCCGCCCUUCCUCGAAGUCGACGACAGCGUGCUCUCCACCCUGACCGACCUGGGCUACCACGUUAUCGGCACGGACCUCGACACCAAGGACUACGCGAACAACAACCCGAGCAGUAUACACAACAGCGUUGAGCAUUUCCGCCAGGGUCUGGACGCGGGGGGGUCGAUUGUGCUGGCGCAUGAUGUGCAUGAGCAGACGGUUGAGGUGUUGGCGAGGGAGAUGUUGACGAUGGUUCAGGAGAGGGGGUUGACUGCUGUCCCUGUUGGCGAGUGCCUGGGUGAUCCGGAGGGGUCGUGGUAUAAAUAGAUGCGGGAUAGAUGUGUUGCUUGGGUUCGUGGGCAGGUGAGGUACCUU
Molecule: messenger RNA, 1003 nt
Organism: Aspergillus candidus
Lineage: Eukaryota; Fungi; Ascomycota; Eurotiomycetes; Eurotiales; Aspergillaceae
Product: chitin deacetylase
Exons: 3
Coding region: 110-955 (281 amino acids)
Biological process (GO): carbohydrate metabolic process
Molecular function (GO): hydrolase activity, acting on carbon-nitrogen (but not peptide) bonds
Source: RefSeq, a predicted model, not a curated record